AUUUUGACAGACGUGACUCUGCCUCAACUUGCCCUCAACCACACCAGUUUGACCCACGUCGGCGAAGAGGAAGCUAUACGCCCCUCUGCCAGUGCCAGCGUCCUUGUCCCCCAUACCUCACGUUACCCAGACUGCAGCACCAUGUUUGCAUUGUCGACCCCCGAUUACAAAGUCGCCGUCACCGGUAACGAAUCGCUCAACAUCGACAUAAACAUGCACAAGGCACUCCCGACCAAGCUUCGACUAGUUUUAGGAGCCCGAGUGCUCUAUCUCGAUAUCCCAGAUCCUUUGACGGUGGGAUUCAAGUUCAACGUGCACCCCCAGGCUGGUUCAGCCCGUCCCACUUCCGCGGCAGCUCAGCCUCACUCGGCGAACGAAAUCAUGAUGGGGCAGCAGCUGGUUUCAGCAACGCGACGCUCCUCUGUCUCUUCCGGGACGGUAGUACCUGAAGCUGCAGCAACGCGUGAGCGCGAACAACUCCAGCCUGAGGUUGAUUCGACGACCGGCCUCUCACAGAGCCUGGGCGAACUCAACAUGCAGGCGGCAAGCGAGGGGGAGAUCGUAAGCUUGCAUUAA
Molecule: messenger RNA, 576 nt
Organism: Mycena indigotica
Lineage: Eukaryota; Fungi; Basidiomycota; Agaricomycetes; Agaricales; Mycenaceae
Exons: 1
Coding region: 142-576 (144 amino acids)
Source: RefSeq, a predicted model, not a curated record